GGGUGCUGUCGUUUGCCUCUGUAAUCAGUAUAUACAGCCGAGAUUCCCCUUCCACCUCAACAGUGUCGACUCGGCUACAAACCCAUACCGAUUGAAUUGUGUCUCUCUCUACUCUGCCCCUCUCUCUUAAUCUCUGCCGGCGGCCGUCACAUCCAUUCGCUGCUUUUGUUAACACCGCAGCCACAGAGACAAAGCCGUUGCUAAUAACGAUCAAUUUUCUUGUCAUCUGCAACCAUGAUCUCUUUUCAAGCUCUCGUCCAACCAUUUCCCUCCACUAUAACUAUGCCCUCUCAGCGCAUAUACCCAGUAUACUCAUUUUCCUAUUUAACCCCUCAUGCGUCUGUGAAGACCACAGUCCCUUCUUCCUCCCAACAUCUGGAGAGAAUGGUCCCUGAGAGGGAUGAAAUUCGUCUUGGGUUACCAAGUAAAGGUCGCAUGGCUCAAGACACCUUAGAUCUUCUCAAGGAUUGUCAACUCUCAGUUAGGCAGGUGAAUCCUCGACAAUAUGUUGCAGCAAUUCCACAGCUUGCAAACUUAGAAGUAUGGUUUCAACGACCCAAGGAUAUUGUGCGCAAAUUGCUGUCAGGAGAUUUAGACCUUGGUAUUGUGGGUUUAGAUAUAGUCAGUGAAUAUGGACAGGGAAAUGAGGAUUUGAUCAUAGUUCAUGAUGCACUUGACUAUGGGGAUUGCCGUUUAUCCCUUGCAAUUCCUAAUUACGGGAUUUUUGAGAAUAUAAAUUCACUGAGUGAGCUAGCCCAAAUGCCUCAAUGGACUGAUGAGAAGCCUUUGCGAGUUGUUACUGGUUUUAAUUAUCUGGGUCCUAAGUUUAUGAACGAGAAGGGAGUGAAGCAUGUCACUUUUUCAACUGCAGAUGGAGCUUUGGAGGCAGCUCCUGCGAUGGGGAUUGCAGAUGCUAUUUUGGAUCUUGUGAGUAGUGGAACAACACUGCGUGAAAAUAAUUUGAAAGAAAUUGAAGGUGGAGUUGUUUUAGAAAGCCAGGCUGUCCUUAUUGCAAGCAAGAAAUCUCUGAUCCAGCGUAAAGGUGUCUUGGACAUUACACAUGAGGUGCUUGAAAGACUGGAGGCUCAUUUGAGAGCCGCUGGUCAGUUCAUGGUAGUUGCAAACAUGAGGGGGACUAGCGAAGAGGAAGUGGCUAAGUGCAUUGUAAACCAGACAUCAUUAACUGGGUUGCAGGGACCUACCAUAAGUCCAGUCUUCUGUAAACGUGAUGGGAAGGUUGUGGUAGACUAUUAUGCAAUUGUCAUUUGUGUGCCAAAGAAGGAACUCUACAAAGCCGUUCAGCAGCUGAGAGCAAUUGGAGGCAGUGGGGUUUUGGUUUCUCCUUUGACAUAUAUUUUUGAUGAAGAACCUCCAAGGUGGCGUUCACUUCUUACAAAGCUUGGGCUUUGAUCUUGUGGGAGAUGUCCCAGCGGUGCAGAUGCACAUUUUUGCUGCAGGUUUUGUGCUAGUAUUUCCAAUUAAAUGCUUCGAGAGGAUGACCUUUAUUGAUCUCAUUUAUAUAGAGUUAGACAUAGCUAUUAUGGAUAGCAAGAAAAUUUCAACUUUCCUGCCAUCUUAUCACUUUUUUUUUUGGGGGGGGGGGGGGGGGGGGGGUGAGGUGUGGGGAUGGGUCGUUUGCAGUUUUCAGAUUCAUUUAUAAAACCAUGUCUCCCUUGUAUUUACUAGAAGGUCUUUAUUAUUGCACAUGAAUGUGUUUUGAGUAACCUUCAUUGGCCACAGUACCCUGCUUUGUUUAGAACUAGGGCUUAGUUUGAAACAUGUAUGAGUCCUAACAGAGUUUGAACCUAA
Molecule: messenger RNA, 1809 nt
Organism: Macadamia integrifolia
Lineage: Eukaryota; Viridiplantae; Streptophyta; Magnoliopsida; Proteales; Proteaceae
Product: ATP phosphoribosyltransferase 2, chloroplastic-like
Exons: 12
Coding region: 235-1410 (391 amino acids)
Biological process (GO): L-histidine biosynthetic process
Cellular component (GO): cytoplasm
Molecular function (GO): magnesium ion binding; ATP phosphoribosyltransferase activity
Source: RefSeq, a predicted model, not a curated record